UAUUCAUACUCCUUUCGCAUAUAUAUGCUGAAUUAGGAACAAUAAUCAAAGACUUUUAUACCAAUUUGUUUUCUUAAAUUGUAGGCGUUGAUUUUAGUAUUUGUGCUUGAAUGCCAACAAAUAUUGUGAAUUUCUAGUGAAUUCCCUCCAUUGUUUUUAUGGGAAGGAGGGAUUAUUGCCUCCUAACUUGAUUAUCAGGGUCUGGGAAAAAAUUGUUUUUCUGGUUGUGUUGACAAGUCCAGGAGAGAUGUCUUGAGCUUUACAAGUCCACUAGCCACUUCGUGCUUCGAUUUUUCUAAACAGAUCUCUUUCUAAUUGAGUGAGCUACUCACUGAAAGGCUUUUCCUUACCUUUUCUUUUCUUUUUCGUAUUUGUUUCAAUAUAACUUUAGUUAAUUAACUAUUUAUUUUAUUUUAUUUAUUUUUUCUGGGUAGUUUCAUCUUUUACCAAAAUAUUAAAAAUCAUUAUAUCAGUAACCGCAUUUCCCUUUUAUCGGAGCAUGGCAGAUUUCAUAAUAUGCAGAUUGAGGAGGAUAUAUUGUCUGUAUGUAGGUGGUUUCUUUUGUAGAUAUUAUUACUUGUCAACUUAGGAUAUUCAUGCCCAAUUUGACCUCUCAAUCCUAAGCUUCAGUUUCAUUCCUAAGCUUUACCUAGCCUGGGUAUGUCUUUUCCACUGUAUUAAGAUUUUUUUUUUUCCCCUGCAAUGUCCAAUACCUUUCCAAAUCCUACAUCAUUAUUAUCCGUACCCUUUUAUCAAAUUAUGCUGGCAAUUAUUUUUUCUCCGGGGAAAAUUACUAGUACAUGGAUUUCAUGUAGGUAUAUUAACUUUUGAUAAUUGCCCUGUAGCCUGUUAAGUUUAAACAAUAUUCACAGGCUUCAGUUUUCCCUAUGUGUAAGAGCACCACAAUAUUGAAUGUGGUUGAUUUGGUACCUCUUUGUCAUGAUUUACAAGGAUUAAUCCUGAUUAGUACCUCUUAACCCCUCUCCAAACGAAAAGCCCGCAUGAAAGUAAUGAACAGUACUUCAAUAGCACUGCUCUACUUGAUUGAACUAUGCAGGAGAUAGUGCUGGAGGCCCUGAUGUCACUGUCAGAUGUCAGCAAAAUUGCUUCAGGCAAUCAACCAAUAUCCAUUCGUAGGUUUUGGGACUCUGAGAUUUACAAAGGGAAGGUGAGUAGCAAGUCGAACUUCUGGAAGAUUAUCUCAGAGAUUAAAAAUAAGCUGACAAAGACUCAACUGAAGAAGUUCGAGGAAAGCUGUUUUGGCCACUUCUUGAGGGCCAAUGAGAUUCAAUUCAGUGGCCAAAUCGUGAACCAAAUGCUAUUUAGGCAGUGUGUUUGCGAUGAUGAGGAAGUGAUGGAAUUCAAUUUUGGAGGUUCUGGUGCUAGGUUUACUCGUAAGGAGUUUGGAUUAAUUACUGGUUUAUGGUGUGGACACCCACACAAAAGAAAAGUUGCUUAUUCUACACGUAUCAGUGAUAGGUACUUUGAGGGUAAGCGGAAGGUCACUAAUGCAAAGAUAUUGCAAGUUUUCAGAGAUGCUGAUUGUAAUGACGACGAUGAGAACGAUAAUGAUCGGUUGAAGUUGGCCUUGUUUUUAUUCCUCGAGGCGGUGCUAUUAGGUAAGGAAAGCAUGGCCACUGCAUCCCAUGAGCAUAUGCAAAUGGUGGAUGACUUGGAUUACUUCAACUCCUAUCCCUGGGGUACAACAUCUUAUAAAGCUACAAUUAAAUCAAUGUGCAGUGCUUUUCACCAUAGAGGUUCACGUCCAGCUAACAAGUCCAAGACGUACAGUUUGUGUGGGUUCCCUUUAGUCUUUAUGAUUUGGGGAUUCGAGACUAUUCCGUUAUUGGCUGACACUUAUGGGAAAAAGUCUGAUGUUACAACAUUUCCUCGCAUUCUCAAUUGGGAGAUCACUCAAUCACCAAAAUUUGAUAAGGCAAAAGAACUUGUAUUUGAUCAUCAAGAUUACCCUGUGGUUGGUAUAUUGGAGCCUACUGAUGAUGAGCUUCCAUACGUUGGCAGUAUUGUUUGGAGUACGGAACAGCAAAACUACAGUUCUGCACCUAUAGUUGGAGAGAAGCCACCCCGGAAAGGUGGUGCAGAAAAAGAUGGAGCCGUUCCUCAGAAGACCAGUGGAAAAAAGAAAAAACGAAAACUUAAGGAGGUGAUCCAUGAUAGGAACAAGAAAGUGAAGCCUAUAAAGGAUCAUGCGCAGCUGACAGAUUCGCCUGGAGAUCAUGAUGGUUAUGCUACACAAGCUGCUUAUCAUCUUUCAUCGUCGGCAGCAACGUCUAUUGACCACGAGGCCAAUUAUAUCCCAGCUCCACAGCAGCAGUUGUCCCCAAAAACACUGCAUGUUGUACCCGAUGAGGGAUCUUCAAGGGAUAGAUUAUCCAUCUUCGAGGGUAAGUUAGUCGGUUUAUGCGAUAAGGUGGCCGACAUUCGUAAAGAUGUUAGGAAAGUUUUGGAAAAGAUUGCUAGUUGGGAGACCAAGCUCGAUAGGAUGAUGUCAAGUUUGAUGGAGCAACACCGAGUAUGGCUUCAGGCCGAUAAUGAUAGUCAGAGGACAGAUGAUCAUUUUACAGACUCCAGUUUAAGAGGGUCUAGUGAUGUGGGUGAAGAUGCCACUACCUAUGUAGGAGAUGAUAAAUGAUACGAGGGGGAUUUGUUUAGUGAUGGUUGAAGUAGUAAAGCUUGCAAAUCAUGUAAAAUCAACUUCGUGUACAGAAAACAAAUAGUAAUAGUUUGAAAAAUCAAUACAUACUAUUUACUAAUUGGUAUAGCAAAUAUAUUAUUGA
This is a messenger RNA of Ziziphus jujuba (common jujube), 2798 nucleotides long. RefSeq lists its product as uncharacterized. The transcript has 7 exons. Lineage: Eukaryota; Viridiplantae; Streptophyta; Magnoliopsida; Rosales; Rhamnaceae. Bases 1052 to 2653 code for a protein of 533 amino acids. The record is from RefSeq and is a predicted model, not a curated record.